AUGGUUUCAAAUAUAUGGGUGGCUGCGGCCGAUAACCAGAUAGACGUAGUCAAGCAGCAUCUAGACCUGGGGAAAGUAUCUCCCAAUUCUAGCGAUGCUAAUGGAUAUACUGCCAUUCAUGCUGCUGCUUCCUAUGGUCAUGUCGGCCUCUUACGGCUUUUAAUACAACGAGGAGGUAAUAUAAAUGUUCAGGAUAACGAGGGGGAUACUCCAUUGCAUCACACAGAGGACUUGGCCACAGCUAAAGUAAUGGUGGAGGAAUUUUCUGCAGACUACAAAAUCAAGAAUGAGGAUGGACUCACAGCUGGACAGUACAUUGAAGAAGAAGGAGAGUUUCCUGAGUUAGCGAACUACUUAAGGUCACUCAUUCACGAUGGUCCAGAGUCCAGUGGGGAAUCAGUAGCUGGUUCUGGUUCGACAAGUGAUCAAUUCAUUGCAUCUUUGCCCACACCAGGAAAUGUCGAUGGUCAUGAAAUACGCUAUACUAUGGAAGCCGACGCACCCAACUUGACGCCAGAAGAAGAGGCGGAAAAGAAAAAGAAGAUAGAGGCUAUUCUCAAUAGUGAAAACCCAGAAGAGGCACUCCGAGAGUUGGUACGAAAUGCAGUCCAUGAUGGCAUGGCUCAAUUUCGAGCCGAAGCCGAAGACGGAGACAACAAGCGACAAAAAAGCGGUUGA
Molecule: messenger RNA, 678 nt
Organism: Meyerozyma guilliermondii ATCC 6260
Lineage: Eukaryota; Fungi; Ascomycota; Pichiomycetes; Serinales; Debaryomycetaceae
Exons: 1
Coding region: 1-678 (225 amino acids)
Molecular function (GO): protein binding
Source: RefSeq, a predicted model, not a curated record